CUGUUCUAAGCUUUUCUACAUAAUUUUGGUUUUUUUGCAACUUUUUUUUGGUUGAUUAAGGAUUUAUAGGUCUGUUGUAGAGGUUUUGGCUUGGGGGGAAUGAUUACUGGGAUAAAUUACAUGUCAAGUUUUAUUCCUGCAUUUGCCCUAAUGAAUUACUUUUGAUCUGGGCUUGCUUUGCUCUUUUUAUCCCUCCUCAAUUUCUCUUCGUAAUUUCAUGUUUAGUUCACCAGUAUGCUGAUUUUGAUCUUUGGGUGUUGUCAUCGAUCUGGGCUUUUUGUUUAUAAUUUUUUUUUAUUUUUUACUUUUUUUUUUGUUGAAUUAUGAAGCCCAAGUUGUAAUAGGAUAAAACCAUAGAUCUGCUCUCCUCGUUGACCCGUUUCAGCCCUUCUAUUGGAGUGGAAUACCCAUUUUAACCCUGACCCGUUUGUGGUGUGGGUCCUUAAAACAACCGUUUGUUUGAUAAAUACCUAUAGGGCCCAUACUUAGAUCGGUUAAGCGGUGCACAUAUGAAGUCUGAACGAGUUGAGUUUGGGUCGGUGGUACUGGGCCAACCGGUCUUAUACCUGCAAACUUGCAGGUGCCUCAAAACUCCUGGAUUUGCGCUCAUUUGCUGAUGGUGUCUAGCUUGUUAGGCUUGCCUAGAAACCAAGGUUUGUUAGGUAGAGGGCUUGUCGUAAAUGUGAGAAGCUCUUACUGCCUGACUCAUCCGGGCUUCUGUACGAUAUUCACUUGUUGAGCCGAGAUGGCAACACCUGAAGAUAACAAUGCUCUGGUUACUCCAGAGGCACAACCUAACAAGCGGAGAAAAAAGAAGUCCAUAGUCUGGGAACACUUCACUAUAGAAACUGUAAGUGCUGGAUGUAGAAGAGCAUACUGUAAGCAAUGCAAGCAAAGUUUUGCAUAUAGCACGGGUUCGAAAGUAGCUGGUACCAGUCAUCUCAAGCGUCACAUUGCCAAAGGAACCUGCCCAGCACUGCUGCGCAAUCAAGGGAAUCAAUUGAUGCCAUAUACCCCUGGCAGUGGAAAUGGCACUGCAUCUGAUGCACCGAAACGUCGCUACAGGUCUCCUAGCUCGCCCUACAUUUCAUUUGAUGCAGACCGUUGCCGUCAUGAAAUUGCUAAGAUGAUCAUCAUGCAUGACUACCCACUUCACAUGGUUGAACAUAGUGGGUUUGUAACUUUUGUUCAAAAUCUUCAGCCCCGGUUUGGCAUGGUGAGCUUCAAUACUGUCCAAGGGGAUUGUGUUGCAACAUACCUGAGGGAAAAGCAGAAUUUAAUGAAGUUUAUUGAGGGAAUGCCUGGACGUGUUUGUCUUACAUUGGACAUGUGGACUUCAAGUCAAAGUUUAGGGUAUGUUUUUGUAACUGGACACUUCAUUGAUAGCGAUUGGAAACCACAUAGGCGGAUUCUCAAUGUUGUGAUGGAACCAAAUCCUGAUUCAGAUACUGCUCUCAGCCAUGCUGUUGCUUGUUGCCUUUCUGAUUGGAGUCUGGAGGGCAAACUAUUUUCUGUUACAUACAAUCAUCCAGUGGGUGAACCUGGCCUUGAAAAUCUUAGAUCACUACUUUGCAUAAAAAAUCCCCUUAUUCUCAAUGGUCAAUUGUUGAUUGGGAACUGCAUCGCACAUACUAUAAGCAGCAUUGCAAAGGAUGUAUUGUGGGCUGGGCGGGAUAUUGUUAAGAAAAUCCGAGACAGUGUUAAGUAUGUGAAGACUUCAGAAUCUCACGAGGAAAAGUUUGUUGAGCUCAAGGAACAACUUCAAGUGCCCAGUGAAAGAAGUCUAUCUCUGGAUGAUCAAUCACAAUGGAACACAACAUAUCUGAUGCUGGUAGCUGCAUCUGAGCUAAAAGAAGUAUUUUCUUGCUUGGAUACUUCUGAUCCUGAUUACAAAGAGGCCCCAUCCAUGGAACACUGGAGGCAGGUUGAGACUAUGUGUGCUCUUUUGAGACCUCUUCAUGACGCAGCAAACAUCCUUACCUCCACAAAUAGUCCAACUGCGAUUACAUUCUUUCAGGAAGUAUGGAAGAUCCAGAGUGAUCUAGCUCGUGCAGUUGCCAGUGAGGAUCCUUUUGUCAGCAGUAUUACCAAAGCAAUGCAAGAAAAGAUCAGCAAAUAUUGGAAGGAUUGCAGCUUGGUUUUGGCAAUUGCUGUAGUAAUGGAUCCUCGCUUCAAAAUGAAGCUUGUGGAAUUCAGUUUUUCAAAACUUUAUGGUGAAGAUGCGCCUGCAUUUAUCAAGAUUGUUGAUGAUGGGAUCCAUGAGCUCUUUCUUGAAUAUGUGGCCCUUCCUUUGCCCCUAACUCCAACUUAUGCAGAAGAAGGAAAUACGGAAAACAACAUGAGGUCAGAUGACCACCAGGGAACUCUCCUGUCAGACAAUGGACUCACAGAUUUUGAUGUCUACAUCAUGGAGACUACUAGCCAGCAGAUGAAGUCAGAGUUGGAUCAGUACUUGGAAGAAUCAUUAUUGCCCCGUAUGCAUGAUUUUGAUGUGUUAAGUUGGUGGAAACUAAACAAGCUGAAAUUCCCAACUCUUUCGAAGAUGGCUCGAGAUAUUUUAACCAUUCCAGUAUCUGCAGCUGCUCCAGACUCUGUAUUUGAUACUGUGAACAAGGAGCUGGAUCAGUACCGGACUUCCUUGCGACCGGAGACAGUAGAAGCGCUGGUGUGUGCCAAGGACUGGCUUCAGUAUGUAUCUGCUGAAGCUUCAAAUGCACUUGUGAAAAUGGAGUUUUAGAUGUAGGAUUUAUUUGUGUUAGGAUGAUGUGUAGAAUUGUAGGUUUAGUUCUAUAAUUGAGCAUUAGUUUAUGUGGUGUACCAUUGAAAAGAAUUGUUUGGGUGAUUGGACAUUGGAAUUCUAGUUUGCAGACUGCCUUCGUCAUCGCAAUGAUAAAUCAGCUGUUACUUUUGUGCGUGGGCUCUGCUCGCAAAAGAUGACAUUGCUGAGCUAACUUACUGGUUCUGCAGAAUUGCUAGUUGGAAAGGCGAUGUGCGGUUAUGCGAGUAUGGUUAUUUCCUUUUGGAUUUCGGAGCUUC
Molecule: messenger RNA, 3036 nt
Organism: Manihot esculenta (cassava)
Lineage: Eukaryota; Viridiplantae; Streptophyta; Magnoliopsida; Malpighiales; Euphorbiaceae
Product: zinc finger BED domain-containing protein DAYSLEEPER
Exons: 2
Coding region: 746-2737 (663 amino acids)
Molecular function (GO): protein dimerization activity; DNA binding
Source: RefSeq, a predicted model, not a curated record